Messenger RNA from Orbicella faveolata, 1869 nucleotides. RefSeq lists its product as uncharacterized. Gene Ontology annotation, molecular function: 3-oxoacyl-[acyl-carrier-protein] synthase activity; fatty acid synthase activity. Gene Ontology annotation, biological process: fatty acid biosynthetic process. The record is from RefSeq and is a predicted model, not a curated record. Lineage: Eukaryota; Metazoa; Cnidaria; Anthozoa; Scleractinia; Merulinidae.
CAGCGCCAUGGACCGUACUUUCUUGGCGGAUAUUCCUACGGAGGGCUUCUUGCGUACGAAAUGGCGUCUUUGUUGACAGAGCAGAACCAGAGGGUAGAAUUUGUAGCCAUGGUUGACACAUUUCCGUGGUAUUCCCGUUCACAGACUGUCAGCACUAGGCUGGCUUCCAUGCAGGAGAAUGCUAAUUCGCCACAUCGACAUAUUCAGCUUCAGUUUGAAAACUUUCUGAAAAAGCUUGCAGUAGAUUCCUUGAAGAUGGAUGCAGACGAAUAUAAACAGUUGAAAGAGGCGCACACUCAAGACUGGAUCAUAGAGGAACUACAGAAGAGGAGCUUGGAGAAAGGCAUCGCCACGUACAAUUUGAGGGCCCUCAGAGAGGCUCUUCUGAGGAACCAAAGUAUUGCCAAUAGGACACAUCAAGAAUGGCAGCCCCCUCAGGUUCGUUAUCGCGGUCCCCUCACCUUUCUCAAAAGCCAAAACGCCCGCUUCUCGCCCACGCUUCGCUCAUCGGACAGUGUCGAGGAAGUAUGGGGCCAGUUGGUCGAUGGAGGUACAACGGUGCUCGUUUGUCCUGGUGACCAUUACUCAUUGAGUGAGUUACCCAAUGCUCACGUAACAGGUAGUAUCCUAGCGACAGCCCUUGCAUUCAACUACCGCUUGUUGUUCCCGGAAUUCCCCAGACCCUCAAGAACAUUCCGUCAAAGACGAGCCGUGGAAAAACUUUGCAGCGGAGUAAAAGUAUUUCUUCACUCAAAGAAAGGAAACAAAUGGCCACACUUUGGAGAAAUAUUUUUCACCGAGGAUGCUCACAAACUUGAGUUGAGGUCAAGAAUCGAGGAAGGAGGAACGGACGAGAACGAGAAAACCAAAAAAAUAAUUGACCUGAAAGGCCUCCGCAUGGUGCAGCCAGGGCGACUCGUCUCCAGUGCCCAGAAGUAUGCCUGGCGCAAGCGAAGAAUCGGAGCUCAUCAAAGUGGGAACCUGGGACAAGUUGCGUCCGUCAUAACAGGUCGACGAGUUUACAACUUGGAAUUCACUGAUUAUUCCGAUCUAAAAGCGUUCUUUAACAUGAUAGAAGCUGUAUUUGGAGUGACAUUGUUGACUAGUUAGAACUGUAGCGGCAUACACACUCAUGACACAAAAACUUUAGUUUUAAAAGGCUACGUCAUUUGCAACUUGAAGGUCCUCUUUGUUUAAACAAAAAUUGAGCCAUUUUUCCAAAUUUCUCUUCUAACUUUCACCAUUGGCUCACCUAAGAGCUAUCUAGUGAGUUUUUACACGAUUGUGAUAAAUUUGUUGACGGCAAUCUUGAUUAGUCACAACUUUGGUGGUCCUUGUUGUUCAAUCAGGAACAGCAGAAAUGGAGCCAUUUUAGCCAUUGCUUCUGAAACAUUUAACCUUUUGCUGCAACAGUUUAGCUAGUAACCUUUUACCCAAGUAUAUUAUAAAUUUAUUUGCAGCAAACGUUCGUGAUUUGUAGGUUCUCCUUGUCAGAUUAAAAAGUAUACUAUUUCACUAUUUCUCUGACAUUUGAUCAUUUAGUGCAAGAAGUUGUCUAGUAUUUAGGUCGUUGUUUUUAUCAUUUUUAUUUAGAAAUAAUUUGUUGCUAUUAAGACGCCCUCUAAAAUUAUUGAUCAGAAUUGAUUGUUUCACUUCAAUUCUAUAAGUUUUUAACUGAUGUUUCGCUAGAUAAGUCUCUUAGACAACUCUCUUUGUUGCGUAACGUUUAUCCUUUUCAGUUGUAGAAUUUAUCAUGAUUUUCCAAUGAGCUUCAUUUUUUAGGCGUUUUGAAGCUCUCUAAGGAAAGCUAUGAAAUAGUGUAAACGUUCGCAAGCAGUGGUGGAUCUAGGGGAAGCCCCCCCCCCCCCA